AUGGAGGAAAUUACACAACUUCCGUGUAAACACAACUCUCUAUAUUACGAAUACAGUUUAGUAGUAUCCGGUUUUCUUGCCAGUUUCUACAUUUUAUCAGUUUUUCUUCGAUUCGUCUUUGUGUAUGUAGUUUGUCGUUUCUUCAAUCCUCUUCGAAAUGAAAGUGGAAGAUGGGCAAUCGUCACUGGUGGUAAUUCGGGCAUCGGCCGCAGUUACGCUUUCGAACUGGCCAAAAACGGAAUGAAUCUGAUAAUUGUGGCCAGAACAGAGCAAACUCUUCGAACUACGGCCGAAGAAAUCCGAAAAACUUAUGGUGUUGAAUGUCGUUACAUCCCUGUCGAUUUAGGAAAUGAUAUUGCUUUCCAUCGUGUGGCCGAGGAAGCGAGAGGUAAGGAUAUAUCUGUGGUAAUCAAUAACGCUGGCAUUAUUGGAAAUGUUCCUUGUCUCUUCCUAUCAGAAACCGAUACAAAUCUUUUAUCAAUGAUUAAUUUACAUGUAAAAGCAGUGGUGAAUUUAUCCCAGUUGAUGCUAUCGUCCAUGCUCUCUAAGAAACGAGGCAUCGUAGUAACUAUAUCAUCGUUUUCUUCCAUUUAUCCUGUUCCCUGCUUCAGUCACUAUUCAUCUUGUAAAGCAUUUUCGGAUCGCUUUACUAGAGCAAUUUCUUUCGAGUACGAGAAUGAAGGACUUCGCAUCCAAUCCCUCAUUCCUAAUCUUGUAUCGACUCGAGUUAUAAACUACGUUCGGUGCAAAUUUCUAAUUCCUACUGGCGAUGCGUUUGUUUCGGAUGCUGUAAGAACCAUAGGUGCCUCACGUCAUACCACUGGAUAUUGGACACACGAAAUACAACGAUACGUAACAGAGUACUUACCUAUCUCAUUAUCGAUGUACUUAAUGUUAAAGUUUGCGAGAAAAACCAGGAAUUAUUUUAGAAUGUCAGUAAAUGUAAAUGUAAACUGA
Molecule: messenger RNA, 957 nt
Organism: Centruroides sculpturatus (bark scorpion)
Lineage: Eukaryota; Metazoa; Arthropoda; Arachnida; Scorpiones; Buthidae
Product: inactive hydroxysteroid dehydrogenase-like protein 1
Exons: 1
Coding region: 1-957 (318 amino acids)
Cellular component (GO): endoplasmic reticulum
Molecular function (GO): oxidoreductase activity
Source: RefSeq, a predicted model, not a curated record